CCUAGUCACUCUCUCCCGACCCAAAGCACUAAACAGCAUUUCCACCGCGGGCCACCACGACCUCCACGCCAUCUGGACCUGGAUGGACAACGAACCGUCAAUAAGAGUAGGCAUAUUGACUGGAUCCGGGAGGGCGUUUUGCGCGGGCGCAGACCUCAAAGAAUGGAACACCAACGUUCAAACCCCCACAUCAUCCACCACCACCACUGCCUCCACCCCAGGUAUGCCCCCCAGCGGCUUCGGGGGCCUCUCCCGGCGAAGCGGCAAAAAGCCUAUCAUCUGCGCGGUGAACGGGCUCUGCCUGGGGGGCGGAUGCGAGAUGGUGCUCAACGCCGACAUGGUGAUCGCUUCUUCUAAAGCGUAUUUCGGGUUGCCGGAGGUGCAGCGCGGGGUGGUGGCGUGGGCGGGGGCGUUGCCGCGGCUGGGGAGGAUUGUGGGACGGCAGAGGGCGAUGGAGAUGGCGUUGACGGGGAGGAAGGUUUCUGCGGAGGAGGCGGAGAGGUGGGGGAUUGUGAAUGAGGUUGUUGUUGGUGAUGAUGGUGGGAAAGGGGUGGUGGAGAGGGCGGUGGAGGUUGCGGUGCAGAUUGCGGGGAAUAGUCCUGAUGCGGUGUUGGUUAGUCGGGAGGGAAUCAAGUUGGGAUGGGAAGGGAUUGGGGUUGAGGAGGCGACGAGGUUGUUGACGGAGGGGUGGUCGGACAAGUUGAAUCAGGGGGAGAAUAUCAGGGAGGGAUUGAGGGCGUUUGUGGAGAAGAGGAAGCCCGUCUGGAGGGAUAGUAAGUUGUAAGUAAUCGGUUAAGAUCUAUAUUGGCUACAGUUUAUGAGAGACCUGGCAUAGA
Messenger RNA from Aspergillus piperis CBS 112811, 836 nucleotides. RefSeq names its product enoyl-CoA hydratase/isomerase family protein. The transcript has 2 exons. Gene Ontology annotation, molecular function: enoyl-CoA hydratase activity. Bases 83 to 784 code for a protein of 233 amino acids. Gene Ontology annotation, cellular component: mitochondrion. The record is from RefSeq and is a predicted model, not a curated record. NCBI's taxonomy places the organism in Eukaryota, Fungi, Ascomycota, Eurotiomycetes, Eurotiales, Aspergillaceae. Gene Ontology annotation, biological process: fatty acid beta-oxidation.